Lemur catta (Ring-tailed lemur) is the source of this 1169-nucleotide messenger RNA. RefSeq names its product HCLS1 associated protein X-1 (gene HAX1). The transcript has 7 exons. Bases 160 to 999 code for a protein of 279 amino acids. NCBI's taxonomy places the organism in Eukaryota, Metazoa, Chordata, Mammalia, Primates, Lemuridae. Gene Ontology annotation, cellular component: clathrin-coated vesicle; sarcoplasmic reticulum; apical plasma membrane. The record is from RefSeq and is a predicted model, not a curated record. Gene Ontology annotation, biological process: regulation of actin filament polymerization; negative regulation of apoptotic process.
CCGGCUGAGAGUCGUUUUACGACAGUGUGGCCGAUCGCGGGCUUGCUUUGCGGUAACGUGGACUGACGCCUCGCUCAAUUUCCGACAGCGUAACGCAGAUAGCCCCCUGGUGCGAAUGGGCCACGGUAGGAGUUUGAAAGUUCGAGUCCCAAUACGGGAAUGAGCCUCUUUGACCUCUUCCGGGGUUUUUUCGGCUUUCCUGGACCUCGGAGCCACAGAGAUACCUUUUUUGGAGGGAUGACUCGGGAUGAAGAUGAAGAUGAGGAGGAAGAGGAAGAAGAAGGAGCCACCUGGGGCCGUGGGAGCCCGAGGUUUGAUGGUCCCCAGCCCUCUGAGGAAUUUGGCUUCAGCUUCAGCUUCAGCCCAGGAGGAGGGAUGCAUUUUCACGAUAACUUUGGCUUUGAUGACCUAGUACGGGAUUUCAAUAGCAUCUUCAGCGAGAUGGGGGCCUGGACCUUGCCUUCCCAUUCUCCUGAACUUCCAGGUCCUGAGUCAGAGACACCUGGUGAGAGACUGCGGGAGGGACAGACACUUCGAGACUCAAUGCUUAAGUAUCCAGAUAGUCACCAGCCCAGGAUCUUUGGGGGUGUCUUGGAGAGUGAUGCAAGAACUGAAUCCCCUAAACCAGCACCAGAAUGGGGUUCCCAGAGACCUUUUCAUAGGUUUGAUGAUAUAUGGCCUGUGACCCCCCAUCCUAGAGCCAGAGAGGACAAUGAUCUUGAUUCCCAGGUCUCCCAGGAGGGUCUUGGCCCAGUUUUACAGCCCCAGCCCAAAUCCUAUUUCAAGAGCAUCUCUGUGACCAAGAUCACUAGGCCAGAUGGGACAGUAGAGGAGCACCGGACUGUGGUGGACAGUGAGGGCCGGACAGAGACCACAGUAACCCGACAGGAGGCAGACAGCAGUCCUAGAAGUGAUCCAGAAUCACCAAGACCUCCAGCCAUGGAUGAUGCCUUUUCCAUCCUGGACUUAUUCCUAGGACGUUGGUUCCGGUCCCGGUAGCCUUGUUAACCCUCAGUGGCCUUUAGGUCCUUUCCACCUCCCACUGGUUGCCCAUUAUCAAUAAGCUUAGCUUCUCCUGUCACCUUAGGGCCUUGGGUAUGUGGAAUAGUGAAUUUGGGAUAUGUCAGUAUAUCACCCAAACUGACCAAUAAAACCUUUAUUUAUGCUAA